Naegleria fowleri is the source of this 579-nucleotide messenger RNA. RefSeq lists its product as uncharacterized. Lineage: Eukaryota; Heterolobosea; Eutetramitea; Acrasida; Naegleriidae. The transcript has a single exon. The coding region runs from base 1 to 579 and encodes 192 amino acids. The record is from RefSeq and is a predicted model, not a curated record.
AUGUCACAAGUCAUCGCCGAUUUAACUCAACUGGCAUUCACUCUUCGUGAUGAUGCCAUCAAUUUCCUUCCACAAUUACAACAAACCAAAAAACUCUCUUCCAAUCAAUUAACUCUUCUCAACAUUCUUCAUCUUGUACCAUAUAUAUUUUCAUUUUUCUUUCCGGGUUGGAGUAUGUGGUUUUGGGGGUUUCCAUCUGUAUCAUCAUCCAAUUCCUCCGAAGUAGUGGAAGCCACCCCUAAUCUCGACAAUCAUGUGCUCCUCCUCUCCGUACCAUCUACUCUUAUUCGAUUCAUUUCAGUCUUUGCAUUGGGAUUGAUUUUUGUGAAUUUACUGCAACGAAAAUUACAGUUGCAAUUUGAAAUGAAAAAGAGUCGACAAGUGAUUUCAGAAAUAUUUAUCAUGAUGGGACUUUAUUUUGCCACGUUGGCUGUCACGAAGGUGUUAAAUGUAUUUGGAAAUUUUGGAUUGUGGAAUUUUUUGAUUGCUUUACUGCAAGUCGCGUAUUAUUUGGUGUUUAGUUUUCAUAACAUGUUACAUGGAUCUUUAAUUCAAGUAGAGAAGCAGAAGGAUCACUAA